AUGCGGAGAGGCACCUGGGGUUCCCCUCCAAAAUCAGAAGCAGGGAAAAAUUUUGAUUCAAUUUUAGGGUAUUGUGUUGCCGGCAAGUUCCUGAAUGGACAAACCUGUGAAUCAUGUGCACGUGGCUAUUACAAGGACAAUGAUGGAAAUACACGAUUUGACAACUGUACGAAAUGUCCCCUUAAAGAUGGUAAAGAAACGACAACUGAUGAUCUUGGAUCUGAUGAUCAGGAAGCAUGCAGUGUUUAUAACUGUGCAGCUGGUUCAAUAUCAUCUGAGAAUGGUUGCAAGGAAUGUGAAAUGAACACUUUCCAGCCAAAGGAAUUUCCUUUUUCAACUGACACAUGUCUGCCAUGUCCAGUAAAAGCUGGACUUAUUACGAAUACUAGGACAACUGGAACUGAAAAAUCGGCUGACUGUCUGCGUAAGUUUCCUCUAACUUCUUAUAUCGAAUCAACCUAA
Messenger RNA from Mercenaria mercenaria, 462 nucleotides. Its product is annotated as laminin subunit beta-1-like. The transcript has 3 exons. Bases 1 to 462 code for a protein of 153 amino acids. The record is from RefSeq and is a predicted model, not a curated record. NCBI's taxonomy places the organism in Eukaryota, Metazoa, Mollusca, Bivalvia, Venerida, Veneridae.